Betta splendens (Siamese fighting fish) is the source of this 5157-nucleotide messenger RNA. It is a transcript of the gene zc3h3, whose product is annotated as zinc finger CCCH-type containing 3. Gene Ontology annotation, cellular component: nucleus. The transcript has 10 exons. Gene Ontology annotation, molecular function: metal ion binding. The coding region runs from base 112 to 2484 and encodes 790 amino acids. NCBI's taxonomy places the organism in Eukaryota, Metazoa, Chordata, Actinopteri, Anabantiformes, Osphronemidae. The record is from RefSeq and is a predicted model, not a curated record.
ACAAACGUUCAGUGCAAAACAAACUGUGAUUGGACAGAAUAAUAUACAAGCGUAAUUUACAGGUGUCUGUCCUCGUCGCUUUUUGAUGACGUUGUGCGUUGAGUCGUAAACAUGGAGGAGAGAGAAGCGCUGAAGAGACAGAUUGAACUUCUUCAAAAUCUCAUCAACAAACACAAAAGUGUCCAUGGGAACACUCCUUUCACAGAAGUUGAGCAAAGGUAUCCAGAAGCUUCAACUUCAACCAGAGGCAGAGGUCACAGCAGAUCUAUCAGAAGGAGUUCAUAUGCUCCUGGAAGUUGGAGAAAAACGUAUUCUCUGAGAAACAAGAGCUCUCAAUCCUCUGACAUACAUCCUUCCGCUUCUACCUCCUCUGUGCAUCAGCUUGGUUCCCAACACCUGUCUCAUGGCAUCUCAGUGUCCAACCACAGCAGAGAAGAGGAAAGUGACCACAACCAAACUGCCACUCAACAGAGUCAGAAGGGGCAAAUGAGUCGCAUCACAGGUAUCAGUGAAGGUGCACUGAAGAAAACAUCCACAUAUUCACAGUGUAAAAAAUGUGAAGGGACUGCUGUGACUCAGCAUGAAGGUGGAAAGGCAUGUUCAAACCCAGUAGGCAAACGUCAACAUGAACAGUGUGAUCAGACAACUGAAAGCGGACUCUUUGACCCUACAGGGAAACAAAUCUGUGUUUUUUCAGAAGCGCAUCCUUCAGUCAAUGUCAAAGCAUCAACAAGUCUCCAGAGCAGCUCUCGACUACAGAUCAAGCCAAUCCUCAACCAAAAAGUCAGAGCUGAAUCCAACCAGAUCACCACUCAGACAAUUCACAUGACUGGCAAGACUGGACCACAUCCUGGUGUAACUACAGUAGCAAAACAACCUUCACUUAACCCUUCACCUCAAAAGAGGACCAUCCAAGUUGGAGAAUCUUUUAUCAAAAAAUCCAAGUUUACAUGGGUAAAGCACCAGAAUAUAAAAGCAGCCGAGCCCAGACAAGGAAGCUCUAUUUCAUCUUCUACAGGCAAAGCUCUCGCAGUUCUCCCAGUGUCCCUUUCAACGCCAGGAGUUACUGGAAGCUCCCACUCAUGCAGCAUCAGUAAGAAAACCCCUGCCAAGAGGUUACCUCGAAAGAUUAACCCAGUCACUGUAGUUCCCAAGACCUCCAAGUACAGAUGGGUCUCCUCCUCUGCUCUAACCCAAAGCAAGACGCCUCGAAAAACAAUUUCCCCAAAGACCUUGACACCGGCUCAGAGAGCUCUGGGGAAGCCUGAAGCCACAGUGAAACUUAGAUUGAGCUCCACUCCUUCUAAAAUGAAGAGAGGAACCAGCACCUCACCUGGCAGCCGGUACCGCUGGAAGGCGGGUGGUCAGGUUACCUCUGUGCCAAUGACAGGGAGUUCUGUGGCCCGUCGUAGAUCUGCCUUCCACUGGACAUCAGAAAAGAGCAACAUGGGAGUAAAAGGAGUGCUUGUUACUCCCUCAUUACUACCUCAACAUGCAUCACUGCCACUCUCGUACCCUGGUGGAUUCAAGCUCCGCAGCAGGAUGAAAAUUAUUAGGAGGUCUGCCAGCAGUGCAUGUGGGACAGAGAAGGGGAGCAGCCCGUUGCGGAGUCGAACACACACCUGGAGCAGGAGUCCAACAGGAGUCCGGAGGGCACCCUCCAGGCUCGUGUCCUUUGGGAGACAUAAGUUGCGACGUCUCUCCCCGUCUAUCUUAUCAAGGACAACUCCCACCUCUGGCCAUCGCAGCCCGGCCUCACAGCGGGUGUUCAGGACUCGUUACAAGAUGGUGACCCGGCCAGGCUGCAGCGCGGCAAACGCCCUCCCCUACAGCCCUGCCUUCUCCUGGAGAGUCAAGAAGGUCCAGUCUGCCAGGAGUUUCCUGCAGAACCGUGGUCGGGCUCCUCCCGACAGGCCCCUGUCGUCCAUGCAGCCCUGGAGAGGAAGCAGCAUGUGCUGGAUCCGUGGCUCUCUUUACCGGGUGUCGGCCAACAAGUUGUCUCGCACCGUGGCGUCCAACCACUGGAGGUCCUCCAGUGCCCAGGUCUCAUCCUUGCCUCCUGCUUGGAAUCGAUACUCUACUAGUCGCCACUUGGCCAGCCGUGCAGUCCAGCGGAGUCUCGCCAUCAUCAGACAUGCUCGUCAGAAGAAGCAGCAGAGGCAGUACUGCAUGUACUACAACCGCUUCGGCAAGUGUAACCGUGGCAACAGCUGUCCCUACAUACACGACCCAGACAAGGUGGCCGUCUGCACCAGGUUCCUGCGCGGGACGUGCAAACAGGCCGAUGGAACCUGCCCGUUCUCACAUAAAGUGGCUAAAGAGAAGAUGCCUGUCUGUUCCUAUUUCCUGAAAGGAAUCUGUAACAACAGCGACUGUCCUUACAGCCACGUCUACGUGUCCCGCAAAGCUGCAGUUUGUCAGGAUUUUGUUAAAGGCUACUGUCCCGAGGGAGAGAAGGUCUGUGAUUUUUUCCUGUGUGUGUGAGCGUGUUUGCGCCUGAGUGCAUGUGUGUUUAUAGAGCGCUGUACUGUGAGGCUCUGGCGGCUCUAUGAUGGAUAGCAGGCAGUAAUUAUAGAUGGGAAAAGUGCUGAGGAUGGCACUACGGACCAGGCAGGCAGUCGCUCCAGCAGCUCAGGGGUUAAGUCUGAUCCUCGCCUCCAUCCUGCAUCCUCCUCCUCAAACACUUGCCAUCAUCCUGCCUCAGCUUUGUCUCACUCUCACAAGAUCUGUCUUUGCUUUCCGAAUUCAUACCUCUCAUUUAAUUACUGCAGAGCUAAGUAAUUAAACUUGUUUCAUGAUGUCAAAGGUGGCCUCAGCAUCAGUUAUGAUUUCACAUAAGUUCCUUGACAACACACUUACAUUUUGUUGUAUGUUGAGUGUUUGACUUCACUAGAAGAUGUCGAUGAUGUUUGCUAGCAUUAGCAGUUUCAUCCCAGGUGUUCUCAGGUUAGACACAUGCUGCCCCAGUGGAUUGUGCAGAUCUAAUAGUGAGUAUUUGGUCGACAAUGAGUUUGACAAAUGACUCCGAGAGAAGCAACAGAACCAAGCGUGACAUAGUGUGAGACUGGUGCCUUUGGUGAUUUCUCACUCCAUGUGUCACAUCAUCAUAGCCACAAGAGAGAAACAUUUUACAUUAAAAACACACUGACUGCACAAGUUCACUUUCAAACGGUGCUAAUGUAGAUCUGAACAAGAAUUAAGACCCAGUGACGGUGUGAAUUAGUGAUUUGUUAAGACUCUAACAACCUGCUCUCAUUUAUUGUUCUGUCCUGCUCAUAAGAUUUGGCUUCAGGCCCAAGAUGUAAAUGCAUUUAAUUUUCAUUUUACUGUCCUUUCUGAUCCCCCGCCUCCCUCCUCCUCCUCCUUUCUUGCUUCUUUUGCUUCCCCUCUCAGUCUCUUGGUAAAUGUGCUGACUCCUCCUGGUUUUGGCCCAGCAGAGAGCUCUCUAAUAGGCCCCAGAGACGUCCCAGCAUUCCUUAAAUCAAGUGGAAAAUUGUUAACUUGGUGUGGGAUAAAGACGUUCUGUCCACUUUAGCUUUUUUCCAUCGCUCUCUAUCUCUCUGUCUGUUUUUAUGAAAAUGAGGAUGUACGAAGCUGUGGAGCUUUUUCACUUCAUUUCUCUGACACUGGUUACAAAUGUUGAGCUUUACCCUUUGUGUGCCUUCAUGUAGCCGUGUGCAGACAGAAACGCUGUCCCUCUGAUCACCAGCAGCUUAUUUCACUGUGAUAAAUGAACAUCGUGGAUAAAUUACUGAGUCGUAUAAACUUAUGGUUCAGCAUGUGAUGGUAAAAUGCAGUGCAUACAUAUUCUGAGGUGAAUUCUGACGCUGGUUGGAGCUUCCUUUCUUUUCUAAAACCUUUGUCUCUAAUCAAGUAAAAGCUGUUUUGACUGAUAUAACUGAUUAGCAUCAAUCCUUAGAAUUAAAGGUUUUAUUCAUGACAGAAAAUUUUACUUUACUUUGCCUAACUAUAAAAUAACAGUGCAUGAUAUAAUAGACCCUAAAGGGGUCAGUCGUGAUGUCAUGCACCAGAUUUAAACCCCUGGGAAUCACUGACACCGGUGGUAGACCUCAUUUGUUGAACAAAAUGUUGUGUCGAAACCGCAGCCCUAUAAGAUGAUCCAGAGAAACAUUUGACAGCGAGCUGAUCCCGGGCUGCCCUGGCACCCUGGGGUGCAGGAACAUGGGUGUGAGGGCAGUAACAGGGGGAUCCAGUGGCAGCAAGUCAGGGACGCCUGACUCCAUAGACAGUUGACCAAGAGUCCACAGCCUUCCUGGAAAAUCCGUCUCAAGAUCCCACACGCACACGCGGCCUGUACACACACUAUUUCUGGCCCGGCCUGCCUCCCAGCGCUGCACUCCUCACCCGGGUGCACGCAGACACGCACUCCCUGCAGCCUGCACCCCGGGGUGAAUAUAAUUAGCUCCUCUGACAGGUGGGAGGGAUCAGAUCUCGUGGAGAAUGAAGCUACCAAUUUACACCCAUAUUACACUGUCAUACACACUCAGUUGCAAACAUGCAUGUGAAAGCCUGCCCUCGUGCACAACGCUGCGCCACAGUGACACUACGCGACCCCUUCAAGGGAGAGGCUGAAGCAACGCACUCAUUGGUGUUGGAACCCCGCAUUAAGAGUUUGUACUGAGGAGCUGGGUCCCUUAAAUCAGUAGAACGGCCUGUUUAAUGCCUCAUACUAAAACUAUUCUGAAACAUGUUUAGCUGCUUCUGUGUCACAAUCUUAACCCUCUGAGGAGGACAGUCAUUUCUCUUUGCAUCUUACAGCUUCCUAUUGAUCGUAAUUUCAUAAAACUAAUAUCUGAAAGGCUGAGCGAGCAGAACGUCCAAGCGGCCGCUGCCUUGAUUUGCAUGGGAAGCAUUUGUAGCUUUCACAUUACUUGGUGACCUGUAAGGGUCUUUGCCUGUUUGUUCUUUCUAUUUGUUCAUAGCUCAUGCUGUAAAAUAUUGCUAGCGAAGCAGUUGAAAAUGCUUUGUGAAUUACAGAUUGUCCUAAUUUUGUCCAGACAUUUUUUAAUUUAAAAACAUAUCUUUUCUUUAGUGUAAAUGAGAGCAUCUAAAUACAUUUAGCAUCAGCCUGAAAUACCUGUAAAUGAAUUGUUGCUUUGAACCUGAGCUGUGAAAAAGGCUGAUUUUCUGUUCUUG